CCAUCGGCCGGUGUCAUCUCGUCUGUUCCGUGGCGCUCGUCCUUGGAUUUCGAUUGGCUUGAUCAUGGCCGACAUCGGCACGCUGUUUUCGCUCGGCACGCCCGCCAUUCUUGCGGCUACGGCCGCGGUUGGUGCUGUCAGUGCCGCCGUGUACGGAUGGACGACCAUGCAAAAAGCAAAGGCCCGAAAGGAGUAUCUCAGCAUGGUAUCUCGUCGGAAAGCCGAUCGCUAUGGCGUUGUUCAGCAGCAGAGCUCGGCACGCAACGGUGUCAGUCGGUCCUCGCGAACCAGUCGUCAGCCUCCGCUGGAUUUCAUCAACGAGGGCAACUCAUCCUUCCGAUUCCGACACGGCGUUGACGACGGGCGAACCACCAAACUUCAGCCCAACCCGCCCCCGAACCAGCCUGUUGAUUCUCAAUACAAACCACAGGUCGCCCGCCCCAACCCGAAAGUGGAAUACCGAGACCGCAUCCGAUAUCCGGCAGAGCCCGCGGAACAGCAGCCUGAGCCCCGUCAUACGCUGCGUCCAGCGGAUCGACACCCCGGCAACGACAACGAACAAUCCCCCUUCAGCAAACGCCGCAUCCUCCUGGAAGACGAGGAUGACCCUGGAUACAUUUUCAUCGACGGCGAGCGAGUGCCAAUGACCGCCAUUAACCGCAUCGACUACAGCCUCCCCUUCCCUGCCACAAAACGACAGAGGCGCGCCGAUGAUCUUGAUGAUAUGAGGGUCCACGUCGAUAUGAAGCCUCGGGAGGCUCCUUUGACCAUCUCCAAACCUCAGCGCGAGUAUGUUCCUCAGGCUGCGACAUCGGCCCCGGCUCCAAAGGCAGAGGCUGAGACGGAGCGGCCCAUUCCAAACCUGCCCCGCCAUCUCUCGCGGCCUUCCGAACAGCCGCGCGUUCGAGUCUCAGUCACUCGCGAAUAUGUUGGUUCGCCCCUCGCCAAGUCAGUCAUGGUCAAGCGCGACUUUUACAGUGACGAGGAGGAAGAAGAGGAGGAGCGUGAAGGCGAUGUCCAGAGCGAGCUGUUUGCCAACCCCGCAGAGUUCAGAGCCACCCCAGAGACUCGUCCUCAGCUCCAACGAGGCUCCAGCAACGAUGCUAGGAUGCCAUCUGUCCCGCCCGUGCGCUCGGCGCAGAAACCUGGCGAUCUACGCAAGCGCUUCAUGAUCGAAGAUGAUGAGGAGAAUGACGAGAACACACGAAAUGGCACGCCCAUCAAGCGCCGCAAUGUCGACCGCUCUGCGUUGGUGUCCAAAACUCCACUCCGUGUUGUCUCGCAGACACCUAUGAAGACAAAGAUCUCGUCCUCGCCCGCCAGCGGCCGUCUGAAGCUGCGACCCAGCACGCCGAAAGCCUCGACCAGCAGCCCCAGUGUCCCCAAGCAGUCGGCCCUGAAGCGGCUUCUGACCGACGAUGAGACCAACCGCAUUCUUGCCAAGGCCCUGGAAAUUGCUGCUGCCAACACAAGCGAGACUGGCGAGAGCCGACGCGAAGUCCGGCUUGAUCUGGAGGGCAUCAAGCGGUCUGAGCAGGUGCCCGAGAAGAUCAGGCACAAAGUUACGUUUGCGUUUGGCGAGGAGUCGACACCGUCCCCCGAGACUCUUUCGGCGGCCACGGCAACUCCUCUGUCGACUCAGGGCGAGCUUCAGUCCGCCGCUUCCUCAUCCGCCGCCACAACACCCGCAUUUUCAUUUGGCCUUCCGAGCGACAAGCCUGAGAGCGUCAAAGCUGCGGAGGAGCCUCCGAAGCCAAGCUUGUUUGCAGCCCCACCUCUGUCAAAGCCUGAUGACAAGGCUCUGACCUCUCCCGGUAGCAUCUUUGCUGCUCCCACUACCUCGUCCCCAGCCACAUCCUCUGUGUCAUUGGCUGUAGCCGAAAAGCUGAAGGAUAGUGCGCCGGUGUCCUUCAACUUCAACGCGACCACAUCGGCUGGGACGACUUCUGCAUUUGGCAGCAACGAGCCGUCAAAACCCUUCGCCUUUGGCACGACCACAACCACAGAAUCCGCCAUAGCUUUCUCAAGUGCCGCUGAGCCUCCCAAGAAACCCGAAGAGCCCAAAGCCACCGGCUUCUCGUUUGCGGGGAUUUCCUCGACACCAGAUCCCAAGCCGGCAAUCUCGAUUCCAACCAUCAGCUUCACGCCCCCGCCAGCAGCGUCGUCGGUGCCAGCGGAGAAGCCCAAGACCCCCGAGACUGCCGUCCCGACUUCAGGAUUCUCAUUUUUCACCACACCAAGCACGACCACAGCUUCGAACAGCAUUCCGGCGAGUAUCCCGGCCGCUGCCAGCGCGAGUACGCCAACCCCUUCGUUGUUUGGGUCAUUUGCUCCCCCAGCGACCACUUUGGUCCCCGUUGACUCGACCCCCGCCUCAGUUGCAAGCACUGCAGCCACCCUCCCUGCGGCUACCGCAGUGCCUGCCCAGGGAGCCUCUAUCGCUCCGACUGCAGUGCCUGCGCCUGUUGUGCCAUUGCCUACUGCGUCAACUACACCAUCCGCUGCGGGCGCGGGCCUCCCAGCGAUCGCACAGUCCUUCGGGUUCACCAAACCCUUCGAGUCUAGUGCGAGCGGCCCAGGCGCUACCCCCACUGCUACUACCCCCGCUGCCUUCGCUACUACCAUCACUACCACUGCCGCUGCGGCAGCGUCAGCGGCUCCGGCGCCUUUGAGCUUUGCUUUCGGAUCAGGAUCUCCUGCCCCAGGUGCAUUCAGCUUUGGAGCUGGCCCAACAGCGACUUUGGCGUCGACAACAGCGCCUCCUCCGACCUCGCUUUUUGGCGCGGUGACACCUGCACCGACCUUUGGUGCAAGUACCAGCGCCCCAAUCAUGUUUGGAUCCACUGCCUCGACCGGCUUUGGCUCAUCGACGACACCGGCAGCACCUACUGCUCCUGCGGCUUCUGCGCCAGCGAUUCCUGCAUUUGGAUCAACUCCUGCAGCAACCUCGGCCCCUCCUGCAUCAAGCUUUUCCUUUGGUGGCACUGCCUCAUCUGCUAGCAACUUUACGUUUGGAUCCAGCGUGCCUGCGGCGACCGCGGCCCCGGCUUCAGCACCAUCCUUUGCUCUCGGAGCUCCCAUGUCCACUGGAGCUGCUGCCGCCCCGGCCCAGACACAACCGACCGGCUUUGGCAGUGUCGGCUCGGCUCCAACUGGUGCCAGCAACCCUCCAGGCGGAUUUUCGUUUGGUGGGGCCGGCGGUGCCAUGGCAUCCUCCACCCCCGUCACUCCCGCUGCCAACUCGAGCUUUACAUUUGGAGCAGAUUCCUCGAGCAUGAACACCUCUCCGGCCACGUCCUUUGGAUUUGGAAGCCAGCCGUUGGCCUCCGCAGCUGCUCCAGCUACUGGAUUCGGCUCCUUCGGCAGCCAGCCUACAGGCAACACCGGCUUUGGUUCGUUUGGGUCCUCAAACACCUCGGCCGCGCCUGCCCCGGCAUUCGGCGCCGCUAAUCUUUUCGGGAGCGCAAACAAUGGCGCCGCAGCCAACAGCAUGGAUGCUACUCCAAGCGCUGCUCCGGCCUUUGGCGGCGCUCCUGGUGGUGCUCCUGGCGGUGCCCAGCCCUUUUCCUUUGGCUUCGGCUCGUCUGCGCCAGCAUCGGCUCCUGGCGUCUUUGGUGCUCAGGCUGCACCAGCUGCACCAGCU
This is a messenger RNA of Polychytrium aggregatum, 3643 nucleotides long. RefSeq lists its product as uncharacterized. The record is from RefSeq and is a predicted model, not a curated record. The annotation marks the transcript as partial. The transcript has 8 exons. NCBI's taxonomy places the organism in Eukaryota, Fungi, Chytridiomycota, Chytridiomycetes, Polychytriales.